Molecule: messenger RNA, 538 nt
Organism: Sardina pilchardus (European sardine)
Lineage: Eukaryota; Metazoa; Chordata; Actinopteri; Clupeiformes; Clupeidae
Product: pepsin A-like
Exons: 3
Coding region: 26-319 (97 amino acids)
Biological process (GO): proteolysis
Molecular function (GO): aspartic-type endopeptidase activity
Source: RefSeq, a predicted model, not a curated record
GGUAAAAUACUUUGGACAAAUCAGCAUGGGGACCCCAGGCCAGACCUUCACCAUCCUGCUUGACAAAGCAUCCUCAUACCUUUGGGUCAACUCCAUCAAAUGCAAUAGUCAAGCCAGCAUGCUCCAUACACUCUUCAACCCCCAGAAAGCCUCCACCUACUCCAGCAAGGGACAGACCAUGUCUGAGGCAUGUGGAGCUGGAAGCCUCACAAUGGUCAUUGGUCACAACACUGUCUUGGUGGGAGGACUCAAGAUCACUAAACAGAAGAUUGGUCUGAGCCUGAAUGAGCCUGGCAGCUAUUUUGACAGAUCUGUAUGAAGGCAUCCUGGGCCCGGCUUUCAGACCAGAUGACCAGCAAACUGUUGUGACACCAUGAUCCAGCCAGGUCUUAUCGAGGAGCCUGUCUCUGCAUUCUAUCUAACCAGAAGCAAUGCUACCGCUUAUUUGUUGCAUCAGUGUGGGAUAAUCACUGACGAUACUAGGGGUGGCACGGUUCACAAAAGGCUUGUAGAGGGAAUGGCGAGAUGGCACCUGACA